UGCCCCGCGUGUCCUUGGAAAUCGGCUGCCUGAAAGAAAGAAUUUUAUUACUUUUGGUUUCAGAAUGAUCAUUCAAAAAUAAGCGAAAUAACUUUGAUUAAUUAUUACUCGGCUGGUAUAAUAUAUUUGUCAUGUAGCUAUAUUUGUCAUCGGUCGAGGGUCAAAUAUACAUAAUUAAAGACGUAUCAAUUCAUCUGCAAUAAAAAGCUACAUUCGCUUCUUAAAAACUCAUUAAUUCGGAGUUAACUGGAUGUUGAGAAACCGCUGUUUAAACAAUCGACACAGACGAAUUCGGUCAUUUCAGUGAAGAGAUGUUGUGAUGUAAAACGGUUAAGAAAAAUUGAAUAUUUGGUAAUGGCGAAGCUACUGAGUUCAAAUGUCGCAACAUUCCUUGGUGUGUUUACCGCCAGUCAAAGUGUUGUCGGCUGUAUUACAAAUACGUUAGUACUUUUGUAUUUUCUUCUGUCAAGAAGAUCUCUAAGCGAAACAGCUGAUAAACUUAUCCUAAAUUUAUGUAUAGCGGAUUUUUUUGCUCUCGUAACGUAUGUACCGUGGAGAUCUUACCUUCUUUUUCUCAGGACUACGACGGGGAAUUUUAAAAUCUACACCUCGCUGUUUGUCGUGUGUAUAUUCUCGACCGGUAAUGCGAUAUUGCUGAUUGGAUUUGAUAGAUUCAUUGCAGUGGUUUGGCCAUUAAGGUAUAGAGUAUUGAUUACGUCGAAUGUGUUAUGGAUUGCUGUUGUUGUUUCGUGGUUGACAGCCAUUUUGCUUGGAGUCGGUCAUGCCGUGAGUUAUGAAAUCGAUAUUCAUAAAGAAUACGAACUCUUGCUUUGUGCCUUGUCAUUUUCACAGUUGAUCAUACUCUCUAUCAUCUACGCUGUUAUACUCCGGACCGCAAGAGUCCAAGCAAGGGAGAUGGCAAGACGGUUUGGUUCUUUCACAAGUACAACUUCAAAUCAACACUAUUCCAUGAAAAGAACAAUCCGUACAACAUUCCUCAUCGUCUGUUUUUUCUACGCGGUUUUUCUUCCUUAUGCUGUGUAUCGAGUCGUUUCAACUGCUGAUAAAAGUAUAUCGAAUGAUGAAAAACAUGUCACCUGGCGUUGGUUAAAUGCAUUCACCUUCUUGAAUUCGUGUUUUGAUCCCUUGAUAUAUUUCUUUGGCAUGAAGAAAUACAGAACAAGGUUCAGACAACGAUUAUCACGAAUCAACAGCGAAACUGCAGAGGAAAUGCCUGCGCUCUCUAAUGUUACAAGAGAAAGUCAGUGUCAAUUGCAGAGCGAUGUGAUUUAA
This is a messenger RNA of Dendronephthya gigantea, 1293 nucleotides long. Its product is annotated as histamine H2 receptor-like. The record is from RefSeq and is a predicted model, not a curated record. Gene Ontology annotation, molecular function: trace-amine receptor activity. NCBI's taxonomy places the organism in Eukaryota, Metazoa, Cnidaria, Anthozoa, Malacalcyonacea, Nephtheidae. The transcript has a single exon. Gene Ontology annotation, biological process: G protein-coupled receptor signaling pathway. Gene Ontology annotation, cellular component: membrane. Bases 355 to 1293 code for a protein of 312 amino acids.